Hyla sarda is the source of this 729-nucleotide messenger RNA. RefSeq lists its product as uncharacterized. Lineage: Eukaryota; Metazoa; Chordata; Amphibia; Anura; Hylidae. The record is from RefSeq and is a predicted model, not a curated record. The transcript has 4 exons. The coding region runs from base 35 to 655 and encodes 206 amino acids.
UAUAAGGUGUCUGGACGUGGCGGUCUAUUUCUCCAUGGAGGAGUGGGAGUAUGUAGAAGGACACAAGGAUCAGUACAAGGAUCAGGUCAUGAUGGAGGAUCAGCAGCCCCUCACAUCACCAGUCAGAUCCAGUAAGAGAACAGCACCAGAGAGGUGUCCCCGUCCUCUUCUUCCACAGGAUGAUCAGGGAGAAGAUCGGAACAAUAUUAAUGCUCCAGAGACAGAUGUGAACAGUGAUGAGCAGUAUAAGGAGGACAUUCCUACAGGAAAAGAUCUGAUCUAUAUUAAUUGUUCGGACAUAAGGAAAGAAGAAGAGACAGAUGUGAGCAGUGAUGAGCAGUAUAAGGAGGACAUUCCUACAGGUAACCUUCCAGUUGUCUCAGAUUUUCAUUUAUCUCAAGAAGUUGUCCUUCCGUCCUUCUGUGCGAAUCCAUCCUCAGAAGGUGAAAAUGUGUUCCACAUGCUUGAUGUCCGCAGAUGUGUUAUAGAGUAUUUAGAAAGGACCAAAAUUUUAGGAAAUCAGAUAAAUUGUUUGUUCAGUUUGCAGGACCCAAUAGGGGAAAUAGUGUCAGAGCAGAUACUAUUGCUAGAUGGGUUGGGCAGGCCAUUGUUGCGGCUUAUUCCUCUGCGGGUCUGUCUCCACCAACCUACCUGAGAGACCACUCUACUAGGGCAGUCGCCUCUACAUGGGCAGGGAAAAGAGGUGCUUCUAUUGCUCACAUCUGUACU